AAUGUUUAACUUUAUGAAUUCACGGAUGGAUGAAUUCAUUGAGGAGAAGAGAGACAUCAAAUUAAUAUUGGAUGAAUCGUUGCUGUUGUAAGAUCUUUCGAUGCCUUAAUAACAAUACAAAUUGCUUAAUUAGUAAUCAUGGACAUGAUUCAUAGCGUCAAGGACCAUCCAGAGCAUUUAGAGACACUCAUUGAAUACAUUAUUGAAGUUGGAGAUGAAACUAAUUAUUAAAGAAUAUAAUAUAAGUAUGAGUUUAUUCAAGAAUAAACUAGAUAUCCCUUUUUAGCAAGUGAGAUCUUGAGUAAAGAAAAUGAUUUCUUUUAAGAUUUCCUUUUUGAAGAGCAUAAUCUCCAUCAUUUGAAUAGACUAUUUUCAUUACUAAAUGAGGAUAUUCUCAACAUAACAUAAGCAGGUUACUUCUCUAAAGUUAUCCUCACUUUAUUAAGAAAGAAACAUUUCAAAGUAUUGCAUUCAAUAUAAAUUAAGAUGUUGUAAUAUUUAAAUGAAAAAGAUAUCUCUAAUCUACUUAAACAUAUUGACAUACCCCAUAUUGCAGAAAUAAUUGAAAAAAUUAUCAUACCAGAUCCCAAUGAUGAAAAUCAGUUACUUGAAAAACAGAAAUCCAUAUUACUGAGAGUUAUGAAGAUCUCAUAGCAUCGCUAUUAUGAAACAGAGGUACAUAUAUAUAUUUAUUAAUUAUAAUAGGUUUUUGAAAAUUGCUUACUUAUUAUCAAUAAUGUAAUAAAAAGUUAAAUCAAUCCAGAUUAAGAAGAAUUAAUUAAAUGUCUAUUGAAUCCAUAUUACUUUCUCACCAUUUGUGUAAAUAUAAAUUUAUUAUUAUUAUAGUACUAAAGUCAGAGAACUGCAGCCUAUGAAUUAGUAUCCAAUCUAUUGUAAUAUAUUAAUAAUUCAGGCAAAACAGAUUACUUUCUAUACUUUAUGGAUGUAGCUAAACAUCUCCCUAAUGCAUUUACCAAUUCUAAUUUAUAUGCUAUACCUCAUCUAACUACUUAUGGUUAAAUUAUCACUCCAUUAUCCUCUAAUAAACUCACAUUACUUUAAAUCUUUUAUUUACUAUUACUAAGUGAGAAAGAAGAGAUAUUAAAUGAAUUGAUAAAUAAUCAAUCCUUUUAAGUUAUUACAAAUGUAAUAUUAACACAUGAAUUCAAUAAUCAAGCACUAAUUUGGUUUGAUAAGAUAGUUAUCUUUAUAUUUUAGAAACUACCUUAGAUGUAUAAAUCAAUAUCAGACUACUUGGCCUAAAUCAUUAUUCAAUAUAAUAAAAAUGAGAAAAAAGAAGUUGGAUCUCUUAUGAAUACUAUUAAACCAGGAUAUUAAGGAAUAUUAACAAAAGUAUCUAAUUUAUUAGUGGAUAAUCAUUACACAAGUUAAGUUUGGGAUCAAUAUGUUAAUGAUACUCUUAAUAAAAUUAAUUCAGUAGAAAAAUCAUUAUUAUGUGGCGUUGAUCCAAAACCAAGAUAGAUGCCAUAAUUUAUAUAGGAAUCAAUUACAAUUGAAUAACCAAAAGAAAAUGAUGAUAAAGAAGAAGAAGUAGAAGAAGAAGAUAUCCCUGAAGAUGAUAAUAAUAAAGAAAAUGAAAUUGAUGGAUAAGAAUAAGAAGAAUAAGAAGAAUAAGAAGAAAAAUUCUAUGAUUGCAAUGAGGAAGGACGAUUAUAACAAUUAGAAGAAUUAAAAUAGAUCCAAUUAAAAGAAAACAAAAUAGAUAAUUUAGAAUCUAAGUAUAUUAUUCUAUUUAAUUAUAAGACAUAAAUCAAGUGCAGAAGAAUAAGAAUUAAUAGAUGAAUAAAUAGAAGAAAUCAUUUCUGAUCCACAAACAAAACCAGAAUAAGGUAUUUCAUAAUUCUAAGGAAUAGUUGCAUAAAUUAUUUAAAAUGAAGAAGUUCUUAUUGAUGACAUUGGUCCAUUAGAAUUAGAAAAUAAACAAGAUCAUCAAGUCAAUGAAUAUUAUAAAAAACAUGAUGAUCCUAAAAAUGAAGAAUGA
This is a messenger RNA of Paramecium pentaurelia, 2002 nucleotides long. The record is from the annotation of a GenBank genome assembly. Lineage: Eukaryota; Ciliophora; Oligohymenophorea; Peniculida; Parameciidae.